GGAAGAGGAAGAGGAGGAAGAGGGGGGCGCCGACGACGGGGAAGCCGAGGAGGAGCCGGAGGAGGAGGAGGAGGAGGAGGAUUUGAUCGAUGGCUUCGCCAUCGCCAGCUUCGCCAGCCUCGAGGCCUUGCAGAAGGAUGCAUCGCUGCAGCCCCCGGAGCGGCUGGAACAUCGGCUGAAGCAUUCUGGGAAACGGAAGAGGGGGGGCUCCAGCGGGGCCACCGGGGAGCCCGGGGACAGCUCGGAUCGGGAGCCCGGCCGGCCCCCUGGGGAUCGGCCCCGCAAAUGGCCCAAUAAGCGGAGAAGGAAAGAGGCCUUCUCCCGGCACUCCGUGGAAGCUGGAUACAUAUGUGAUGCAGAAAGUGAUCUGGACGAGAGGGUCUCGGAUGAUGACCUCGAUCCGUCCUUUACUGUCUCAACCAGCAAAGCCUCGGGCCCCCACGGCACCUUCAACGGGAACUGUGAAGCAAAACUCUCCGUGGUCCCUAAAGUGUCGGGCCUGGAGCGGAGCCAGGAACAGCCCCCAGGGCCCGACCCGCUGCUAGUGCCUUUCCCCCCAAAGGAGCCACCGCCUCCACCGGCCCCUCGGCCUCCUGUCUCACCCCCUGCACCCUUGCCAGCCACCCCCAGCCUGCCGCCCCCGCCCCAGCCCCAGCUGCAGCUUCGGGUCUCGCCCUUCGGCCUCCGCACUUCUCCCUACGGCAGCAGCCUGGACCUCAGCACUGGCAGCUCUUCACGGCCGCCCCCCAAGGCCCCGGCCCCUCCCGCGGCUCAGCCUCCCCCCUCAUCAUCCUCUUCGUCCUCCUCCUCCUCAUCUGCCUCUUCCUCGUCCACGCAGCUCACCCACCGGCCCCCGACGCCCUCACUCCCGCUGCCUUUGUCCGCCCACGGCUUUCCCCCCCCUGGGCUGCGGCCCCCACCCCCCCCCCCCACCCCCUCCUUGUUCUCCCCUGGCCCCGCCCUGCCCCCACCCCCACCCCUGCUGCAGGUGCCAGGGCACCCUGGGGCCUCAGCUGCUAACGCCCUUUCUGAGCAGGACCUGAUCGGCCAGGACCUGAACUCUCGCUACCUGAAUGCCCAGGGUGGCCCUGAGGUGGUGGGGGCAGGGGGCUCAGCCCGGCCCCUGGCCUUCCAGUUCCACCAGCACAACCACCAGCACCAGCACACCCACCAGCACACCCACCAGCACUUCACCCCUUACCCCCCGGGCCUGCUGCCGCCCCACGGCCCCCACAUGUUUGAGAAAUACCCAGGAAAGAUGGAAGGCCUUUUCCGACAUAAUCCGUACUCGGCCUUCCCUCCCGCAGUGCCCGGGCUCCCUCCGGGCCUCCCGCCGGCUGUCUCCUUUGGCUCCCUGCAGGGGGCCUUCCAGCCCAAGAGCACGAACCCUGAGCCACCGCCACGACUGGGGCCAGUGCCGAGCGGGCUCCCCCAGAAGGGGACACAGAUCCCUGACCAUUUCCGGCCACCUUUGAGGAAGCCAGGGAAAUGGUGUGCCAUGCACGUGCGCUUGGCUUACAUGAUCCUGAGACACCAGGAAAAGAUGAAGGGUGAUUCCCACAAGCUUGACUUUCGGAACGACCUCCUGCCCUGCCUUCCGGGGCCCUAUGGGGCCCUGCCCCCUGGGCAGGAGCUGUCCCACCCGGCCUCCCUCUUCACUGCGACUGGUGCCGUCCACGCUGCAGCCAACCCUUUCACAGCAGCUCCCGGGGCCCACGGACCCUUCCUGAGCCCCAGCACCCACAUUGAUCCCUUUGGGCGUCCCACAAGCUUCGCCUCCUUGGCUGCCCUCUCCAACGGGGCCUUUGGAGGCCUGGGCAGCCCCACAUUCAACUCCGGCGCCGUCUUUGCCCAGAAAGAAAGCCCAGGGGCCCCAGCAGCCUUCGCCUCCCCGCCGGACCCCUGGGGCCGCCUGCACCGCAGCCCUCUGGCCUUCCCCGCCUGGGUGCGGCCCCCUGAGGCCGCGCGGAC
This is a messenger RNA of Chinchilla lanigera (long-tailed chinchilla), 1971 nucleotides long. It is a transcript of the gene Fbrs, whose product is annotated as fibrosin. The record is from RefSeq and is a predicted model, not a curated record. NCBI's taxonomy places the organism in Eukaryota, Metazoa, Chordata, Mammalia, Rodentia, Chinchillidae.